CAGAGCGGCCUGGCUCUCUUCGAGAAGGACUUUUGUGCAAAGUUAAAAAUCCCGCGAGAGAUAAUUUCGACAAGGUGACCAUCGUUGGUGCGGGAACGGUCGGAGUUGCGUGUGCCAAUGCCAUUUUAUUCCAGAAGAUAAGCAGCCAUGUAGCGAUAGUCGAUGCCUUUCCAAAGAAGCUGGAAGGCGAAGGAAUGGACUAUUGUCACUCUUCAGUCUUUUUGGACGACCCGUUCAUCGAAUACGAUACAGAUUUUUGUGUAUCGAGUAAUUCGAAGGUCGUCAUUAUUGCUGCGGGUGCCCGGCAAAUAAAAGGCGAAACUAGGCUGGAGUUGGUUCAAAAAAACGCAGACAUUAUUAGAAAUAUCGUGCCCCCUUUGGUUGAAUACAGUCCUAAUGCAGUAUUUCUCGUAGUAACAAAUCCCGUUGAUAUUCUGUCUUGGGUAACAUGGAAAGUAAGUGGUCUGCCAUACAGUAGAAUAAUUGGCAGCGGUUGCCACCUGGACUCCGCGAGAUUGCGAUGUCUAAUCAGCGAACGACUUGGAGUAGCGUCAAAAUCAGUAAAUGCUUUUAUUAUUGGCGAACAUGGAGAUAGUCAGGUGCCGCUGUGGUCGGGAGUUAAUGUUGCUGGAGUUUUAUUCCGCGACAUUAUGCCAAAUAUAGGCUUGGAUAUGGACCAGGAUGGAUGGAACGAGCUGAUGAAGGAUGUCACCAGAGCCGGAUCGACGGUGAGAUGUCUCAAGGGAUAUUCGAACACGGCGAUCGGUUUGGCGGCAGCUGAUAUCACCAGAGAUAUUUUAAGAAACAACCCGACAGUUAAAUCCGUAUCGACGAUGAUCCAAGGUCAUCAUGGCAUUUGCCAUGAGAUGUUUUUGUCCCUACCCUGCACAUUAGGUGAGAAUGGUGUGACUCAAGUAAUACGAAUGCGUAUAACUGAGCAUGAAAAAAAAUUAUUUAAUAAUUCAGCGGAUAUUAUUUACAACAUCCAAAAGGACAUUAAGAUAACGUGAAUUCUUGCGACAAUUGUAACUCGUGUUUAUUUUAAAUUUAUAAUUUAUUAUGUUAUAAAGCUCGAAGA
This is a messenger RNA of Microplitis mediator, 1078 nucleotides long. RefSeq names its product L-lactate dehydrogenase C chain-like. Gene Ontology annotation, molecular function: L-lactate dehydrogenase (NAD+) activity. The record is from RefSeq and is a predicted model, not a curated record. Gene Ontology annotation, biological process: carboxylic acid metabolic process. NCBI's taxonomy places the organism in Eukaryota, Metazoa, Arthropoda, Insecta, Hymenoptera, Braconidae. Bases 195 to 1010 code for a protein of 271 amino acids. The transcript is spliced from 8 exons.